Molecule: messenger RNA, 3905 nt
Organism: Austrofundulus limnaeus
Lineage: Eukaryota; Metazoa; Chordata; Actinopteri; Cyprinodontiformes; Rivulidae
Product: tumor necrosis factor receptor superfamily member 1A
Exons: 12
Coding region: 977-2185 (402 amino acids)
Biological process (GO): signal transduction
Cellular component (GO): plasma membrane
Molecular function (GO): protein binding
Source: RefSeq, a predicted model, not a curated record
AUUUUAAGAACCAGUGUUUUUACAUUUCUGCAGUUUUUUUUUCUUCUUGAAACACGUUCUUGCGUUUUGUUUGUUCACUCAACCAAUCACAGUGCAAAAUGUGACCUAAUCAAUUUUAGGUUUCUCAUUUGGACCAGUUAUUGCGCAGCUGUGUCAGAGUUGUUUCCGCUCGCAUUAGACAAAUAAGAAUCGAAAAAGAAAUUAUGUAAUGAAGCAGUUCUGUAAAAUCCAGUUGACCACAUCCGCUUAGGUUCWAACCCCUCCAGAAAAAAAAGGAACUACCUUCAGGACGAAAGCACCUCUGGCUGCAUUUUAAUUCUCUCUUUUUUACGACACCAAAACAAUCCCUUUAUUUAAAAAGUACACUUUCACUUCAAAUCUUAAGAGUCAUACUUUUUUUCCUGUAAAUAUUCUCUUCAUCAGAAAGCAUAAACUGAGUUUAAUAAUCAUAAAUUCUAACUGACUCCUGUCUCAUCAAAGGGUUAAACCAACACUAAUAUUACUCAUGUAUGACAAGUGUUUAUGUCACUGGUUUAUGUCUGAACCGCAUGAAAAUCACAUAGAUUCGGUGGAAUUACAAAAAUUGUACAAGUGAAGUGCUGACGUUGCCAACAGUUGCUACUCUGGUUGUGUGUGUGUGUGGGUAAAGGGGAGUGUUACGUGAUCUCAUUGAGUUUCCUGUUGUUCACAGCACUUCUCUCUAAAAAAAAAUGCUGUCUUUCCUGACCUACAAACCCACGACCAAAAGACCCGGCAGUUCUGCGCCAACACUUUAUUCGAGUCAGGCUCGGGAAAUCUGCUGAUGAGUUUGAGCUGGAACGCCUCGUCCUGUUCGUAGACACACCAGAGCCAGCUCGCAGUGACAGCUGAAUUUAUUUUCUGUUUGCUUUUCGUUCCUUUCUUUUUCUUCAGAUGAUUGAAACAAGAACUCAUCUACAGGUGGUCCUUUAACCUGCUUACAGUCUGCGCUCCUGACAUGGAUUUUGUGUGGUUUUCUUUCUCGAUCCUUGCCCUGGUCUUCGGAGGAGAGUGUUUCAAUGAGGCGACGGAGCAAACCAGUGGUUCAUGUUACGAAGUGUGCCCAGCUGGUUAUUUCUGGGAUAAAAGAGGUGGUCACUGCUCAGAUAAAAAAUACUUCUGUAAAAAGUGUGACAAAGACAGCUACACAGAGAUUAAAAACCAUAUAAAACGAUGUUUGAAGUGCAGCACUUGCAGUCAUAGUGAGGUGGUAGUAAAGCCAUGCUCGUUUACAAGUAAUACAAAGUGUGGCUGUAAGCCUGGAUUCUUCUAUGUGCAAGAAAAUAUGUGCUGGGAUUGCUCCAAAGUCACAGGUACCACUCAUGCAGAUUUUAAAAAGCAAUGCACAAGUACUACAGUGUUGCCUUCUACAAAUACAUCUACAACUAUGGUGUCAGUGACUACAAAAACUCCAACUUUUGCACCAAUUCCAUUGUUGGGACCAACGACGCCAGACCUCCUGCUAGAUUCCACUACUUCAACUCUACUGCAAGGAUUCAAGACUUCAAACAGCACAUCAAAUCCUGCAGUACAACCAGUCCCAACAGCAAAGAACCACAUGGUCUGGCUUCUUUCCUUGGUGAUUUUUGCAGUUUUGCUGGUUUUGGUUUGGCUCCUGGUUUUCUGCGGGAGCAUGCACAGAAACCAAGACAACCAUUCCUGCUGGAAACGAAACAAAAAUGCAAAAACACCUGCUCAGGAAGGCACUUUAAAAGAGCGAUGCAGUCAUCACAGCAGCAGCCCGUCCCCACUGACAUUCACCAUUUCUGAGGAAACUCCUAUGAUGUCUCUCUGUCAGGAUCCACCUGCUCACAUCUCUGGCCAAAUACCAGACACUGGUCACACCGCUGCCAGACAGGAAGAGCGGUCCGAUCGCUGGCCAGCCAUUGUCCUCUACGCCAUCAUCAAAGAGGUCCCCCUGCGUCGAUGGAAGGAGUUCUUGCGUCUGCUCUCGGUACCUGACCAGCAGAUGGAGCGAGUGGAGCUGGAGGCCGGUUUGGGUUCCAUCGAGAAGCAGUACCAGAUGCUGAGGCUGUGGAGCCAGCGCUCCUCGGCCAGCCUGAACGACGUUUACUCCUCUUUACACCACAUGGAUUUGUCCGGCUGUGCUCAGCUGCUGCAGGAAAGCUUGGAGAAGCUCAAGUGGAGGCAAGGAAUGUCGGCCUGAAGAAGCUUUUGACUGACUUUUGAGACUGAACAUGAAGGGAUGCUCUCCACGGUACUGCAUGGAAAACCAAUGCCUUGCAUGUGGUUUAAGAUGAGUAGUUUAUAGUUAAUACACCCACAGAUGUCAUCAAUUACACCCACUUGAUCUGAGAAACUGAAAGACUUUGUGCAGCGUAGCGUGGGUUUUGACAUUUUUUUUAAAAAGAACGUGAUUUCAAAUUUAAAAGAAAAGUCAGGUGUUCUGUGAAUAAGUGUGUUUUACCCACUUGCUUUCAAGCCAGAGUUUUAAACUGAGCUAAUCUUAUGCUGAGAAGGUAUUGGGCUGKAAACCUUGUAAGUAACACCUGCGCCCUCUCGUGUCAUUUUGUGACAUAGGGAUCAAAGUAAUGGGGUUGAGUAUCAGCUACUCUCACACCAACCUUUAGCUAAAUAUCGGUAAAACUGACUAAGUUACAGUCAUUUUUGAGUUGGGUAAUGUUAAUUAGCCGCAACCCAAGUUUUAGAUGUUCAGACUUUUAUUACGUUCUGAGAAUUUCUCUAAAAUAUGUCCAAGCAAAGGUUACUACCAGUGUUUUAAGUAAAAAUAGCACGUGUUGGGGAUGUUACUCCGCUAUUACCACGCCAAAUAUUAGCUCAUUAUGUGUUAAAUUGGCUGAGUUAUUACAAGGUUUAUGAUUCUGAAGGUCAGUUGACUGUGUCGGCCAUCUUGAAUUGACUCCAAGGUCUAAUCCGUUGUACAUGAGCAUCCAGUGAUCGUGUCUCUGACAUCAUCAGUAAAAGUCGAAGCUCAUUAUAAAUCCAGGCUGACACUGUAAAACUGACUUCCCUUGUUUGUACUGAAAACAUAAACAACAGUAGCCUUUAUAGGACGAUAAUUAACUAUAAAUGGAAAAAAGGGGGAAAUCCCUGUUUUUCAAUUUCAAUCUUCAGCUAAGAAACUGUUUAGAAAACACCACUCUACCUCCAGCUUCGUUGGCUUCCCUUAGAACUGCAGUAGCAGCCAGCUGUGGUUUUACGCCUCUGCCAUGUAAAUAUGAGUAAGACCAUGAUUGUUUAUAUGUUUGUGUUGAGUAGCAAGGAAGUUACGUUUCCUUUUUGUUGGAAUUGAUGUUCAGAUGAUGUAUUUUUGUAGUUUGACUAAGGUAAAGACUUUAUCAGUUUUAAAAACUGUAUAUUUUAGGCAUCUGUGMUGUGUCUGGUCACACACACCUCAGCCCAGGCUCGUCGCUCACCUCCUCGCACUGAAAUCCCCAAAGGUCGUCAGAUUUUCAGUUUCCUGCAAAGAAACGGUGUCAGUGUGCGGCAGGCUGGGUUUUUCCUCACCACAGGUAUUCUCUUCAGUCAGAUCUGUUGUGGUGCUUUGGUAUCUCACUUUGAGAAGUUUUUUUUUGUGCAUGCGUGUGCGUGUGCGUAUGUGAUUGUUCAGUUCACUGACAGGMAAACAAGAUUUGUUGGACUUUCCAGUUUCAGGAAUUUAUUUAUAAAUGUUUAAUGAACAUGGUUAGUCCUGAAAUGUGUGUGUAUAUUUAUAUAUUAUAGUUAUUCUUAAAAAAUGACAAACAACUAUUUAUGUUUUUCCGUUUUGGUAAUAAAGAUGAUUUAAAGAUUUUUAUUCUCACGAGGCUCCAGUGGUACAAAUUUAUAAUAAAGUGUAAUGUAUUAAGUCAAAAUUUUGUGAUGAUACAUGUCAAAAAUAAAACUUCUGUUUUGAGCCUCAUGUA